Messenger RNA from Ostertagia ostertagi, 537 nucleotides. The record is from the annotation of a GenBank genome assembly. NCBI's taxonomy places the organism in Eukaryota, Metazoa, Nematoda, Chromadorea, Rhabditida, Trichostrongylidae.
AUGAAAAACAGAGGCUGGUGUUCAGUGCAUAUCUACCAUCUCUUAUUGUGCUUCGUCAAUAUGUACAGUGCAACAAGCCCGAUGAACGAAUCCGAUUCCGAGAAUGGCUCUGAACAAGACCUUGAGUAUGGUCCUGGAAUUGUCGAAAAGCUUCGAGAGAAAUUCCAACGCUUAUCCGGGAUGGUUAGCCGUGACGCUAAGGUUUCUCCCCACGCAACCGGAAAGAGAUGCCCAUCAGUGGACGACAUCCUCUCGACAGCCGGAGAGGAGCCAAGUAAUCGUUCGAUUUUCGGCAAGUGGACAAGCAGCUAUGCCGUUUUCAUCACUGUCACGCUAAAUUCGAAUCCACUGGUGCUGAGGCCGGCAGUCACUCGUUCACGAUACACCGAUCAUUGCCAGAAGAGGAUCAAGACGAUUCUAAAACUGCCACCAUUAGCGAUCUUCGGCGCAAAUUCGAGAGUUCUGCUCAGAGGAAGCCGUCUUACAGCCUGGGAUAUGCAAAAAGCUCCUGGAAAAAUGAGGUAUGAUCGUAUAUAA